Drosophila willistoni is the source of this 558-nucleotide messenger RNA. RefSeq names its product larval cuticle protein A2B. Bases 19 to 558 code for a protein of 179 amino acids. NCBI's taxonomy places the organism in Eukaryota, Metazoa, Arthropoda, Insecta, Diptera, Drosophilidae. The record is from RefSeq and is a predicted model, not a curated record. Gene Ontology annotation, cellular component: extracellular matrix. The transcript is spliced from 2 exons.
CUCACUUCUGUAAAGAACAUGGCAUUCAAGUUCGUUUUCGCUUUGGCAUUUGUGGCUGUGGCCAGCGCUGGUUAUGCCCCAUUGGCCUACCAUCAGGCAGUGGCUCCAGUGGCAGCUCCUUUGGCUGUUGCCCACAAGGUCGUGGUCAAGUCCGAGGAACCCUAUGACCCCCAUCCACAGUACCGUUUCUCUUAUGGUGUCGAUGACAAGCUGACUGGCGACAAUAAGGCUCAAGUGGAGGAACGCGAUGGUGAUGUGGUCCGUGGCGAGUACUCCCUGAUCGAUGCUGAUGGCUACAAACGCACUGUCCAAUACACCGCUGAUCCCAUCAAUGGAUUCAAUGCCGUCGUCAACCGCGAACCUUUGGCUCACUAUGUGAAGACCGUUGCCCCAGUUGCCCACUAUGCUGCCCCAGCCGUGGUCAAGACUAUUGCUCCCGUUGCUCACUAUGCUGCUCCAUCUGUGGCUCACUAUGCUGCUCCCGCUGUCGUCAAGACUGUGGCUCCAGUGGCCCACUAUGGUUCUUAUGCUGCUCCAGCUGUCACCUACCACCAUUAA